Molecule: messenger RNA, 5292 nt
Organism: Pan troglodytes (chimpanzee)
Lineage: Eukaryota; Metazoa; Chordata; Mammalia; Primates; Hominidae
Gene: DACT2
Product: dishevelled binding antagonist of beta catenin 2
Exons: 4
Coding region: 2644-4764 (706 amino acids)
Biological process (GO): negative regulation of nodal signaling pathway
Cellular component (GO): cytoplasm
Source: RefSeq, a predicted model, not a curated record
ACUCAGCCUCUAAUUACAAGUAGCCUUUUGGAAGAGAAGAUCAAACAGAUUUUUUGUUUAUUUUAUUAUUAUUUUUUAAUGUGGGGACCAGAAGGAACACGCAGACUUUGUUUUGGAACUUUGUUCUCGGGACGGAUUAUGUGAUCAAAAGAGAAGAAUAAUUGAAUUUGUGUGACAUCAGCCCAGGGCUUAACACUUUUACAUUUUUCUUACAGUGAAAAACAUUAGGAGUGAUAGCAGUUCUAUAGUGUUGAAUACAAUGAACAGCCUUGCUUGCUGGAACGGUUACACACUCCAGCAGCUCCCGGCUAACUCAGGGUUCCCUCCGCCCACCCUGGUGCUCACCUGUCCAUUGGUCAUCAUUCAGGUGUGAAGGCAGGAAGAACAUUUAUCAGGCCCUGAGCAGAUUUAGCCUACAGGAAUUCUCAGGUGAGAACGAUUGUUAGCAUUUCCAGGGAUUUAAACAGUCAGGAAAAUAGCAGCACUCAUCACUUCAAGGCUUGUCGCAAUGUGCUGCAGCGUUUUAAUUACCGUGCCACAAGAAAGAGUGCAGUAGAGGGUGCUUAGUAGGAUUUUGCUGAAUAAAUAGAUGAGUGACUUGUAUUGCUGCGACAAAAGGGAAAAUGAUUUCAGAAGUUGGGAUCUCCCUGUUCUGGGUUUCUAAGCUGAUGAGAUCCCCAUGCCCUCCAACCCAAGUGGGUUUGCUGCUGUGUGGCCAGUCCAGAGAGGGUUGACUGUGUCCUCAUGUAUGUCUGUGAGGAAACUUGUCGUUCCCAAGAAGUGCCGGCCAUUCCCAUAUUCAUAAGGGUUAGGUUCCCCAACAAGCCCUAGAGAGAAGGACUUCAUCCACUCCCUGGAACUCAGGGCCCAUGAGUAGACCGAAAACCCCAUCCUUCACCAGUGGGCGCCGUCUCCACAGGGGGAGAGACACAGAAGGGCUCCGGGAGUCUGCAGUGAAAUCUUAUCCUGAAGAAUUUCCCCGUCUUGACAUGGCUGGUCGUGACUUGUUCUGAAAGUGGCAGCUUGCAACAAUUCCUUUUCCCUGGCAGCUUCCCACAUUCCAUGCUGCAGGAGCAAGCUGCACGUCUGAUUCUGCAGCAUCAACAUGAUGCCUGGCAUUUUCCUUGGGCCGGCUGUGCUUGCUUUGUGAGCACACGGGAACCAAGGGAGGCAGGGUGAGGUUCAGGGCCACGCAUUAGAGCCAGGCAGCCCCAGAAACCUGCAAGACUUCAGUGCUCCUUUUUCUCCACAAGUCCAGUCUGUGGACCAGGGACCCCUUUGCUGUUGAUUGACAGACCUCCUUUAAACUUAGGUAACAGCAUUUACCUCUCUCCUGAAUGGAGGGGACAGCCUUGGAAUUCAGGCAUAGAAUGUUUCCUUUGUGCAUCCUAGCUCUCAGGGAUAGAAAGGAGGUGUUUCAGAUCCCAUCUCCAUAUCCUGAACAGUAAGGCAUUUUUCAUGUUCAUCCUCCACACGUGUCAUAAAGGUGUUGCGAUGUCUGGACUGUUGACUUGCCCACGGAAAAGGCAUAGCACAUGGAAAUCAGGUCAUUCUCUUGCGGUGCGUAAAGAAUGCAUUGCAAAGAAAGGGAUUAACCUAUUUUUUUUUUAACGGCACCCCCUGGAAUAGAAAUCCUCAAACUUUUUGUUGUCUUAAGGAACUUGUGUGGUCCCUGGGAAGCUUGUUAAAAUGCAGGUUCCCAGGCUUACCUGGUAGAGUCUCAAGAAAUGAGUGGGGCCUGGAGCCUGGGGUCUGCAGGUGUGCCCAGCUGAUCCCACUGCCUGGAGAGGCUUGGUAUGAGCGCCUUUAUACCAGGCCCUCAUGCCCCUUCCCCAGGCCCAGGGGUUUGGCAUAGAUGCCCCCAGAGCACACCGUGAGCAAGGCCGCCUGGAGUUAGCCUGAACGCUUGCAGAGGGCCGCCUGGAGUUAGCCUGAACGCUUGCAGGGGGCCGCCUGGAGUUAGCCUGAACGCUUGCAGGGGGCCGCCUGGAGUUAGCCUGAACGCUUGCAGGGGGCCGCCUGGAGUUAGCCUGAACGCUUGCAGGGGGAAGUGAAGCACGGCCAUCCAGGGCUUGCUUGCUGCUGUGGAGUGAGUUGGUCCAAUCAUGGACAUGCGUGGAGAUCACGCUCUAGGGCUGGCCUUGCAGUGGACUCUCCUCCUUCCUGGCCACAUAUAUUUUGUGACUAUGAGCACAAUGUCUGACCCUAAGAAAGAGUUAAUGAAAACCACAGUCAAACAAACCCCAAGUUCGGGACAGCGGUCGGGGUUAGGGACAGUGGUCAGGGUUACAAGCACGGCGUAAAUCCUGAAUGGUGGAGUCCUGCAGACGUAGACGGGACCUGAGGACGUAAUAAAUAACCUGUGAGUGCCUGAGAGCUCUGUGUGUCCUGCAGCCCCUCGACCAUUAAUCAGAAACCAGCAACUGAAGGCCUGGCUGGCCAAACAUUAAUCACAAAGCAAUUAACCCGGCACAGACACGGGGGUGGGAACGGGGCUGGGGGAGGAGGACAAAGCUGGCUGGGGUGCAGGGGCUUCCCUCCUUCAGAAGAAGGAGAGUGUGAUUUGGAAGAGGACGGGGCACUUAGAUCCUUUUAAACGUUGAGGUGUGGCCUCACAAAGGAACUUAAUUUUCUGUCAGUACCAUGGGUUUUGUUUUACACCAGGAAAAAGAAAAAUCCUGUGCUUCCCGGCUGAGACAACAGGACAUCGGCCUGAAGACCCACCUGGACCAGCUGGACCUGCAGAUUAGCAAGCUGCAGCUGGAUGUGGGCACAGCCUCAGGGGAGGCCCUGGACAGCGACAGCAGGCCCAGCUCAGGCUUUUACGAGAUGAGCGAUGGUGGAUCCUGCUCCCUGUCCACGUCCUGUGCCUCCGUCUGCAGUGACCGCAUCUCUCCCUCGCUGGGCAGUUUGUUGCCUGUGGCCCAGGCCCACAAGGCCAGGCCCAGCAUGGGGGACUGGAGGCCCCGGUCGGUUGAUGAGACUACUGUGCCAGCGUGGAGACCCCAGGCUACUGAGGAGGGCGCCAGGCCCCCGGGGAGCGUGGAGGAUGCAGGCCAGCCGUGGGGCACAUUCUGGCCCAGGCCUGUAUCUACAGGUGAUCUUGACAGAGCCCUGCCGGUGGACACGGGGCUCCAGAAAGCCAGCACGGACGCCGAGCUCCUCGGUCUCCUCUGCCAGGGGGUGGACAUCCCACUGCACGUGCCGGACCCCAAGUAUCGGCAGGACCUGGUGUCCCAGGGCGGCAGGGAGGUGUACCCGUACCCCAGCCCCCUGCACGCCGUGGCUCUACAGAGCCCCCUGUUUGUCCUGACUAAGGAAACCCCACAGAGAGGUGGCCCCUCGUUCCCUAGGGAGAGCCCCAUGGGCCCCGCAGGUCUGAACACCAUCCAGACUGGGCCGGUCCUCGAGGCUGGCCCGGCCAGGGCCAGAGCUUAUAUCGACAGGUUGCUGCAUCUGUGGGGCCGGGAGACCCCAGCGAAGGGUAGCGGGGAAGAACAGGGACCUCUAAGGCAUGCAGCGUCCCCAUCUCCACAGAGGCAGGGUGGCUGGAGUACAGACGGUGGAGGGCGACUGCUGGUCUUCGCCCCAGGGAGGGAGGACGAGGGAGGGCCAGCUCAGAGCAGGGGUGCCGGCAGGGGCGGGCCCCAGCAGCAGCGAUACAUGCCCCUUGAGGGUCCCCAGCAGUCUGGCAGCCUUCCAGAGGAGGGCUCCAAGCCCUCAAACAGCUGCGUCCUCAGGGAGACCAUGGUGCAGGCUUCUCCCAGCUCGAAGGCCCAGCAGACACCCUCAGCUCAGGACUAUGGACGAGGCAACAUCAUAUCCCCAUCCAGGAUGCUGGACAAGAGCCCCUCACCGGCCUCUGGGCACUUUGCCCACCCAUCCUUUGCUGCCAGCCUGAAAAUGGGUCCCCCCAAGAGCAAGGCUGAAAAAAUCAAGAGAAGUCCCAUGGACAAGGUGCUGAGGUUUGCAAGGCAGCCGCUGCUUCUACUGGACAGGCCUGAGGGAGCCCAUGCAGCCCCCCAGCCAUCCCUGGAGUGGGACCCCGCCCACUGGCCCCCAGGGAGGGGCGGGCUCCAGCGGAGGCCAGCCCUGGCCUGGGAGGCACCCGGGCGCUCCUGUUCCGAGUCCACCCUCUACCCCAUGCCUGUCCUCGUCCCCUUGGCAGUGGCCCCGAAGGAGAGCCACCGGACCUCAGCCCAAGCCCUGUUCCCCUUUGAGGCGUCACUGCUCACCUCAGUGGCCAGGAGGAAGCAUCGCCGCUGGCAGUCCACCGUGGAGAUCUCGGCCCGGGCCCGCCUGGCCGGCUGUCCUGAGUCUAACCUGGGGCCCCCCAGGCCCGUGGCCAGGAGAGCAGGUGGCCCACUGGCUCGGGGCCGGCCCUCACUGGUCCGCCAGGACGCCUACACCAGGAGCGACUCAGAGCCCUCCAAGCACUCGGCCGAGUGUGACCCGCGGUUCCCGUCAGUCAUCCCGGAGACCAGCGAGGGAGAGUCCAGUGACCACACCACCAACCGAUUCGGAGACCAUGAGUCCAGCAGCAGCGACGAGGAGGGCGGCGCCCAGGGCAGGGACUGUGACCUGGCCCUGGGCUAUGUGGCGGCCGGGCAUGCGGAGCUGGCCUGGACCCAGGAGGUCCUGGUCAGCUCGGGGCCACUCCUGUCCCCCGUGCCCAAGCUGUGCCGUAUUAAGGCCUCCAAGGCCCUGAAGAAGAAGAUCCGCAGAUUCCAGCCGACGGCCCUGAAGGUCAUGACCAUGGUGUGAGGCGCAGUGACUGCGUCAAGAGAAGCCUGCUGCACACAGGGGCCCUUUCCGUGCAGUGUCCUGUGCAUGUCUGGGUUUCGGUGUCGUCUUGCCAAGUCGCUUUAUCUUCUGAGGCCACCGUUUAACAGGAGUCCCCGCAGAUGGGUUCUGCCCUGUGGAGUACGGCCGUGAGUCCCCGCCCCAGCAAAGACUUCCAUGCGGAGCUCUGGUUUCAGAUGCCAGCAGCCUCCCCGGCCGGCCUAGUGUCUCUUUUCAAGCUCUGCCCAGGAUGCUGCUUCCCAGCAUGCACCUCGUUUCCAUGUUGUCAUCCUCCCGUGGCUUCCCCUGCCCUCACUCCCCUCUGGCUGGGGAAGUGUUUCCCAAUCCUUUGACCAUUCCUCCCCAAAAGCAUUUUAAAGAGGCGGUUGCAGGACUCUGAGCUGGAAAUUGAAUUUGAGUUUAAACUCCACGUUAAGCUGUCAGCAUACACAAACACCCAAAUUAUGCCAUGAUCUCAAAUAAAAGGAACAUUUUUUUCCCCUCUUUUAA